Molecule: messenger RNA, 2561 nt
Organism: Cervus elaphus (red deer)
Lineage: Eukaryota; Metazoa; Chordata; Mammalia; Artiodactyla; Cervidae
Product: NADPH--cytochrome P450 reductase
Exons: 16
Coding region: 69-2198 (709 amino acids)
Biological process (GO): response to hormone
Cellular component (GO): cytosol
Molecular function (GO): FMN binding; flavin adenine dinucleotide binding; NADPH-hemoprotein reductase activity
Source: RefSeq, a predicted model, not a curated record
AGGUUUGUCCUGACUUCCUCCUUGCCAGCCCGCCAGCCCUUCCUUCUCACCGCAAGCCAGAUACCCAGAUGUCUUGGGGGGACUGUUCGUCUCUCGGGAACUGGGGACAGAAAAGAGAGACAUGUGUCCACUCCGUCCCCUCACUUGGAUUCCUGAUGAACAUGGCAGACUCCAACAUGGAUGCCGGCACCACCGUGUCUGAGACGGUGGCUGAAGAAGUGUCCCUUUUCAGCACGACGGACAUGAUCCUGUUUUCUCUCAUGGUGGGUGUCAUGACAUACUGGUUCCUCUUCAGGAAGAAAAAAGAAGAAGUCCCCGAGUUCACCAAGAUUCAGACCACGACCUCCUCUGUCAAAGACAGAAGCUUCGUGGAAAAGAUGAAGAAGACGGGCAGGAACAUCAUUGUGUUCUACGGCUCCCAGACGGGGACUGCUGAGGAGUUUGCCAACCGCCUGUCUAAGGACGCCCACCGCUAUGGGAUGCGGGGCAUGGCAGCUGACCCCGAGGAGUACGACCUGGCCGACCUGGGCAGCCUGCCAGAGAUUGAGAAGGCCCUGGCCGUGUUCUGCAUGGCCACCUACGGUGAGGGGGACCCCACCGACAACGCCCAGGACUUCUAUGACUGGCUGCAGGAGACGGACGUGGACCUUUCUGGGGUCAAGUACGCGGUGUUUGCCCUCGGGAACAAGACCUAUGAGCACUUCAACGCCAUGGGCAAAUACGUGGAUAAGCGGCUGGAGCAGCUCGGUGCCCAGCGGAUCUUUGAUCUGGGGCUGGGCGACGACGACGGGAACCUGGAGGAGGACUUCAUCACGUGGCGAGAGCAGUUCUGGCCAGCCGUGUGCGAGCACUUCGGGGUGGAAGCUACGGGAGAGGAGUCCAGCAUCCGUCAGUACGAACUUGUGGUCCAUGCGGACAUGGACGGGGCCAAGGUGUACACGGGCGAGAUGGGCCGCCUGAAGAGCUACGAGAACCAGAAACCCCCCUUUGACGCCAAGAACCCGUUCCUGGCUGUCGUCACCACCAACCGGAAGCUGAACCAGGGAACCGAGCGACACCUCAUGCACCUGGAAUUAGACAUCUCGGACUCCAAAAUCAGGUAUGAGUCCGGGGACCAUGUGGCUGUUUAUCCGGCUAAUGACUCUGCCCUGGUGAACCAGCUUGGCGAGAUCCUGGGUGCCGACCUGGAUGUCAUCAUGUCCCUGAACAACCUUGACGAGGAGUCCAACAAGAAGCACCCCUUCCCCUGCCCCACCUCCUACCGCACGGCGCUCACCUACUACCUGGACAUCACCAACCCACCGCGCACCAACGUGCUGUACGAGCUGGCCCAGUACGCCUCGGAGCCCGCCGAGCAGGAGCAGCUGCGCAAGAUGGCCUCCUCGUCGGGCGAGGGCAAGGAGCUGUACCUGAGGUGGGUGCUGGAGGCCCGGCGGCACAUCCUGGCCAUCCUGCAGGACUGCCCGUCCCUGCGGCCCCCCAUCGACCACCUGUGCGAGCUGCUGCCCCGUCUGCAGGCCCGCUACUACUCCAUCGCCUCAUCCUCCAAGGUGCACCCCAACUCCGUGCACAUCUGCGCCGUGGUCGUGGAGUACGAAACCCAGACGGGCCGCGUCAACAAGGGCGUGGCCACCAGCUGGCUGCGGGCCAAGGAGCCGGCCGGGGAGAACGGCGGCCGGGCCCUGGUGCCCAUGUUCGUGCGCAAGUCCCAGUUCCGCCUGCCCUUCAAGGCCACCACGCCCGUCGUCAUGGUGGGCCCCGGCACCGGCGUUGCCCCCUUCAUAGGCUUCAUCCAGGAGCGGGCCUGGCUGAGGCAGCAGGGCAAGGAGGUGGGUGAGACGCUGCUCUACUACGGCUGCCGGCGCUCUGACGAGGACUACCUGUACCGUGAGGAGCUGGCCGGCUUCCACAAGGACGGCACCCUCACCCAGCUCAACGUAGCCUUCUCCCGGGAGCAGCCCCAGAAGGUCUACGUGCAGCACUUACUCAAGAAGGACAAGGAGCACCUGUGGAAACUCAUCCAUGAGGGGGGCGCCCACAUCUACGUGUGCGGGGACGCUCGGAACAUGGCAAGGGACGUGCAGAACACCUUCUACGACAUCGUGGCCGAGCAAGGCGCCAUGGAGCACGCCCAGGCUGUGGACUACGUCAAGAAGCUGAUGACCAAGGGCCGCUACUCCCUGGACGUGUGGAGCUAGGCUGCCUGCCCUGCUCCGCCACUCGCGCCCUACAGACUUGCCUCCCCAUCAUGUAAUCACACGCCUCACUCCCUUCUGUGGUCUCCUGGGUGGCUCUGCCAGGUGCCACUCUGCCGGGUGCUUACCUGCCCCAGAGGCAGGCCCAGGACAGAGGCUGCUCCCAUGGACCUGCGCCCUCCGGCCAUCAGCCUGGGGGCGCAGCCGAGGGUGACAGGCUGUGAUGUGAACGCCUCCUGGCCCUCGGUGGCUGAACACAGAGGUCCGCCUCUCAGCUGAGUGAGGCCUGGCCCCUCCCCGUGAUUUUCAAUGAGUGUAAAUAAUUUUAAAUAACCUCUGGCCCUUGGAAUAAAGUUGUUUUCUGUA